AUGACAACAUUUUGUUAUAUUAAAGGCGGAAAUUUGAAUGUUAGUUAUUACUCAAACUUUCUAAUUGUUUUACAAGUCAAUGUUGAAAAUCAAUUAGUAAACUUUACUAUGGUCAAGUCAACUAUAGCACUAUUGUUCAGAAGCACAUCAGCUUUGAGAAAACGCAAAACUAAUGAAACACCUGAACAACAUUUAACCCAAGUUACACAUUUAUAUUUGAAUGGCAAAAAUUUAGACGAAGUGGGUUAUGAAAUCACACUGUGUCAACGCUUGUCUGUUCUGUACUUGUAUGAUAAUAAACUUAAAUCGAUUCCAGCGUGUUUAAAUUUAUCCCAGUUGACACAUUUAUAUUUGCAAAACAAUCAAAUAAGCCGUAUAGAAAAUUUGAAUUCAUUAGAAAAGUUAGAAAAACUUUUCCUUAGCCGAAAUCAUAUCAAUCUAAUCGAAGGUUUAGAAGGAUUGACCAAGUUACAAGAAUUACGAGUGGACAAUCAGUUCUUGGAUAGUGGAGAACGUUUGAUUUUCGAUGAUCGCAGUUUAAAUGCCAUAGCUUAUAGCCUGAUACGUUUGGAUGUAUCUGGAAAUAAAUUGGAAAGUCUACAGGAUUUAAUUAAUCUUCAUGCCUUAAUCUCAUUGAGUGCAAGUAAUAAUCUACUGCAAUCAAUUAAUGACUUGGCAAGUUCUCUGAAUCACUGGCCAGAUCUAAAAGAAUUGAAUUUACAUGGUAAUCCUGUAAUGAAGACAAAUCGUGCAAGAAGUAUUAUUAUUCUGAGUGCAAAACAUUUAGAAAUAUUAGACGACAAGGUUAUAUCUAGACCAAAUAGACAAUUUCUAGAAAAUUGGAAUCAUCAUAAAAGUUUUAGCAUUGAAACAUCAGAUAAAAAUAGCUGA
Trichobilharzia regenti is the source of this 891-nucleotide messenger RNA. Lineage: Eukaryota; Metazoa; Platyhelminthes; Trematoda; Strigeidida; Schistosomatidae. The record is from the annotation of a GenBank genome assembly.